Rhinolophus ferrumequinum (greater horseshoe bat) is the source of this 1093-nucleotide messenger RNA. RefSeq lists its product as uncharacterized. The record is from RefSeq and is a predicted model, not a curated record. Lineage: Eukaryota; Metazoa; Chordata; Mammalia; Chiroptera; Rhinolophidae. The transcript has a single exon. Bases 1 to 843 code for a protein of 280 amino acids.
AUGGUGCUUUCCGAGCUGGCUGCGCGCCUCAACUGCGCCAAGUACAAGAACUGGGUUAAGGCGGGCCACUGCCUGCUGCUGCUGCGGGGCUGCCUGCAGGGCUUCGUCGGCCGCGAAGUGCAGGCCUUCCACCGUGGCCUGCUCGCCGCCUCCCCCGGCCUGGAUCCCCGCGCCACCUGCCUCAGCGGCUCGCGGUGUAUCCCGCGCGCCCGCCAGUUUCAGCCUCAGUGUCAGGUGUGCUCAGAGUGGAAACGGGAGAUUUUGAAACAUCACACCAACAGAAAUGGAGAUAUCCACUGGGGAAACUGCCGGCCGGGCCUCUGGCCCGUGGACGCUUGGGAGGUGGCCAAGGUGAUUAAGUGCCGUAAUGAGAUCAUGCACUCUUCAGAGAUGAAGGUAUCUUCUGUGUGGCUUCGAGGUUUCCAGAGGAAGAUCCAAAAUUUUCUGAAUGAAUUCAGGAGUAUCCCAGAGACUGUGGCGGUGUACUCCACAAUAGAACAGCUGUUGACAUCUGACUGGGCUGUUCACAUCCCCGAGGAGGAUCAUCGAGAUGGGUGUGAAUAUGAAGCAGGCGUUCACCUGAGUGUGAGCCAAGUAAAUGAAAUAGAAAUGGAAUUAUUAAAGGAAAAACUUCAAGAGAUGUAUCUUCAAGCAAAAGAACAAGAGGUGUUGCCUGAAGAGAUCUCAAAUCAACUGGCAGUGGUAAAAGAAUUUCUAAGAAAAAACAAGGAUCUUAGAACUGGUCUUACAGAAGAUAUGCAGAAGCUAGACAGCCUCCAUCUGCAGCAUCAAAAACUGGAGUCAAAGGAACCGGAGGCACAGACACCUGAAGGGAAGGCCUGAGACGCCCAGACAUUGGAAUACACGUAAAGCCUCAGGCCACGGUGGCUGAAUGUGAGUCUGGAGUCCAGAGAUAACAUUAUCUUAAAACAGACCAAACCCCAGGAAGCGAUGUCAGCCCUCGAACCUGCCUGACCGACUCCCCCUUUCCUGUGUUCUUUUUCUUGUGUACCUACAUAGGAACGGGGAGAUGGCCUUUGGACAGGAGUCCGCCAUCCUCCCGGAUGCCAGCAUUCUAAAUAAACCUGCUUUU